AUGGCUCAACUAAUUGAUUUUUAUUCCCACAAACAGGGCCCAAACCCCUGGAAGACAGUGCUAGUCUUCGAAGAGCUCAACAUUCCAUACAAGGCAAUUUACCUUGAUUUUGGUAAUGCCAAAGGCGGUGUUGAGCACAGCGACUUUCUUCGCAAGAAUCCGGCGGGGCGCGUACCGCUCAUUGUUGAUCCUGCCAAUGGCUUCUCAUUGACCGAGUCAAACGCAAUCGACCAAUACUUGGCGGCUCGUUAUGAUACGAAAAAUAUUUUCGAGGUUGAAAAUGAGUUGGAUCAGUAUCGUGCCAUUCAGCUUCGAAAUAAGAAGAAUCUUGAAGGCGCGGCCCAUUUCCAUGAAUUAGUGAAACGUACAUUGCGAACACUGGACAAGGAACUGAGUGACAAGGCUUAUCUUGUGGGCAACAAAAUCACUCUGGCAGACUUGGCUUUCGUUCCGUGGGAUUUGAUUCUAGACGUUGUCCUGGAAGGGGACAAAGAAGCUGCUACCGCCAAUGACAGAAAGAUUCUUUUCCCUCACUGGUAUGACUGGCACUCGAGAAUGUUGGAGAGACCGGCUGUACAGAGGAUGAUCGCAACGCAGAAAGAGAUCAAAGGCAAUUAG
Molecule: messenger RNA, 618 nt
Organism: Penicillium odoratum
Lineage: Eukaryota; Fungi; Ascomycota; Eurotiomycetes; Eurotiales; Aspergillaceae
Product: glutathione S-transferase family protein
Exons: 4
Coding region: 1-618 (205 amino acids)
Source: RefSeq, a predicted model, not a curated record